AAAAAAAAAAAAAGUCUAUCCAAUUUCCUCUGCUCAACCAGUUCCCCGGCUACCUGAGACCCUGCUUCACCUGGAGGAAGACAGUGUCCCCAGGGAGGCCAGUGGUGACUAUUCUUGAAACCGAGCUUGGCAGAGGAUCUGGGGACACGCACUCCAGAUGCAAACACAUUUGCACUGUUUUGGCUGGAAUCUCCUCGCGCAGGGCACUGCACCCGUGGGCUUGCUGAGAAACAAACUCACAGAAGGCGGAUUCAUUGGACAAAAGGCAAGGCCAGGCGGGUGCUGCCUGGGACCCAGUGACUCAGCACCCCCGCCCAGAUCAGCUGGACUUUUGCCCCUGCUCCACCAGCCUCCUGCUUGGAUCUCUCCUGGGUCUCCCUGCUGUGCCCGUCCAGGAUGCAGGGAGCUUGGGCUCCCAGGGACCAGGGCCAGUCCCCUGGCAGGAUGAGCGCUCUAGGCCGGUCCUCAGUCAUCCUGCUCACCUACGUGCUGGCCGCCAUAGAACUUACCUGCCUCUUCAUGCAGUUCUCCGUCGUGCCAUACCUGUCUCGGAAACUGGGCCUGGAUUCCAUUGCCUUUGGCUACCUACAAACCACCUUUGGGGUGCUGCAGCUGCUGGGCGGUCCGGUGUUUGGCAGGUUCGCAGACCAGCGCGGGGCGCGGGCGGCGCUCACGCUCUCUUUCCUGGCUGCCUUGGCGCUCUACCUGCUCCUGGCAGCCGCCUCCAGCCCGGCCCUGCCCGGGGUCUACCUGCUCUUCGCCUCGCGACUGCCCGGAGCGCUCAUGCACACGCUGCCAGCUGCCCAGAUGGUCAUCACGGAUCUGUCUGCACCGGAGGAGCGGCCUGCGGCCCUGGGCCGGCUCGGCCUCUGCUUCGGCGUCGGCGUCAUCCUCGGCUCCCUGCUGGGCGGGACCCUGGUCUCCGCGUACGGGAUUCAGUGCCCGGCCAUCCUGGCUGCCCUGGCCACCCUCCUGGGAGCUAUUCUCAGCUUCACCUGCAUCCCCGCCAGCACCAAAGGGACCAAAACUGACACUCAGACUCCACCGCCAGGCGGCCCCAGGGCCAGUGUGUUUGACCUGAAGGCCAUCGCCUCCCUGCUGCGGCUGCCAGAUGUUCCGAGGAUCUUCCUGGUCAAGGUGGCCUCCAACUUCCCCACAGGUGACCCAGGGCCUGGUCAUCGGACAGCUGAGCAGCCACUUCUCGGAGGAGGCGCUGCUCCGGGCCAGCGUGCUGGCCUUCAUCGCGGUGGGACUGGCCAUGGCCUGGAUGUCCAGCGUCUUCCACUUCUGCCUCCUGGUGCCCGGCCUGGUGUUCAGCCUCUGCACACUCAACGUGGUCACCGACAGCAUGCUGACCAAGGCUGUCUCCGCCUCGGACACAGGGGCCAUGCUGGGCCUCUGUGCCUCUGUGCAGCCACUGCUCCGAACGCUGGGGCCCACCGUCGGCGGCUUCCUGUACCGCAGCUUUGGCGUCCCUAUCUUCGGCCACGUGCAAGUUGCUAUCAAUGUCCUUGUCCUUCUGGUCCUCUGGAGGAAACCUAUGCCCCAGAGGAAGGACAAAGUCCGGUGACUGCUGCCCAGACACAGACUGGCAAUAAACUCCUACUAAAUCCCUCCAACUUCUUCCGGUCUGGUUUCUGCAGGCUGUCGCAUGGUCUGCCUGUGUCCUUCAGUGAGGGAUGGGGCCUCGGGGCUGGAGGGCUUCCUAGAGGAGGGGGCCUACAGCUGGGCAAAGCUCUGGGAAGGACAGAAUCACCCAAAUUGGCUCACCGUUAUUAGUACAGUCCGCCCACA
Molecule: messenger RNA, 1794 nt
Organism: Cercocebus atys (sooty mangabey)
Lineage: Eukaryota; Metazoa; Chordata; Mammalia; Primates; Cercopithecidae
Gene: SLC67A1
Product: solute carrier family 22, member 18
Exons: 11
Coding region: 397-1779 (460 amino acids)
Biological process (GO): transmembrane transport
Molecular function (GO): transmembrane transporter activity
Source: RefSeq, a predicted model, not a curated record